CCUUGCCAACUCAUUGUACAGGCUGGCUUUGCUCCUCGCUGAUUGGCAGACAGCUCUUGUGACAUCAGAGCAGAAACAAAAAGCAAAGGCAAGUGAAAAAAAAAAGAACAAGGACACCGGUGAGAGGUACAUGAAAAAUACAGUCUCCAAAACUGCCUGCUGCGCUCGGAAUAAUGAACACAGCAUAGGAAUCUGGGCAUCACUUGUUACUUCCAGCUUCAGGAUAUUUUGGGAUUGGUGAUCAUUUCCAGAUUAUUUUAACGUUUUCUCACAGCUGUGAUCAAUUGCUGCUUUAGGUUGUAAGGAAAGUUAGUGGACACUUUUGUUUUAGUUUUCCAGUAAAGAGAGAGAGAGAGAGACACAGAGAGAGAGAGAGAGGCGGAAAUUUAAAAAUCGAAGUGUUUGCUUGCAGGAUAAAGGUUGCGGCUUGUUACGUUUUCCAGAAAACCCUAUAACUUGUAUGAAAGUAUGUUUAAAAAGAGGCGGACUGGACUGAGGAUACAUUCAGAGUUCUGCUUACCAGCCGUAGGGAGGAAUCGUUUGGAGUAACACCAAGUAAUGUGGAAAAAACACAGUCAAAAGAGAAAACCCUCAACCAGACACAAACUCGGCACACAGGUACUGUAAACCUCACUUCAAAGUCCCUGUUAUCCUUACUGCAUGUACAUAAUUCUGCACCAGCUCCCUAAUAAGAGCUAUUCUCUCCAUGGGUUGGGUGCUUGGUCUAGCAAGCUUUUCUGCAUGCAUAUCAGUUCUGUAUGCUAGUGGGCAUUACAUGAAUGUGCUGCCCCGCAAUGUAUUAUUCAUGUGGUUGGGGUAGGAAAUGAAUUCAUUAAGGAAUAUUUUUUUAUUUUGUUCAUUGAUUUCUAUUUUGUUGUAGAUAAAUGCUAAUUAUUUACAUUACCACACUUUUCAUGUGACACCAGUCAACAAGAUGCAAUAGGGGUCCAUAAAAUAUUAUGGUGGACUUGGCAACCCUGUAAUUGGGAGACCAAUAUUAACACUUUAAUCUGCAAAGUCUAUCAAUCAUAUCCUAUGCGGCUGCAAUAAGGUCAUGCGGGGUGCAUUUUUUAUAAUAAAUAUUCCUUGAAAAUGGGAGAAAUAAUUAUCCUAUCCAUUGGUGAAUCUUGUUUUUAGAUGCCAUAAAGUUGUUAAUAAUUAGAAACUAAGACAUGCAGCAAGCACGUGCACAUGUGUGUUAUAUUAAAAGCACAUUUAUGCUAUAUAGUACUAUUUACUAACCUCUCUUCAGCUGUCUAACAAUUUGGAAAACCUCUAAGUUUUAGGGAGAAAAAAAAAUGUCCAUUUCAGAUAAUUAAUAGUUUUAAUAGACUAUUGUGGCCUUAAUUUAACAAGUCAGCUGUCAAACGGUGCAAAUUGCUGUUUAGUUAAUAGACCCCAAUGAGAAGGCUAGUUCACACUUGCAUAGACCCCUCUCUUUUUAUCUUCUGCUCCAUUGAUCAAUCACAGAUCAAUUAAAUGACUUCUAAGCUUGCACCAGCUAGGAAUUUAGUUCAUUAAAUCUGUUUUCCCAAAACUAAAUCAAAUGCCAAAGUUGGUCACAUACAUAUAAUAAGGCAGCACUUUUAGUGUAACUUAAUUACAUUUUAUACUAUAUAUAUUAUUUUAUUAUAGUUAUUUAUUUUAUUUUAUAUUUUUUUUAUUCCCAAGUAUACAUCCUGCUAAAAGCAUGCACUUUUUUUGCAAAGGUUGAUUGAGUUCACUCUUAAGCUGUUAAAAUUCCAGGCAAUGAUUGCAACCAAAGUUACUGCUACCCUGAACACUAUGUUACUGCUUUUUUUUCCUGAUCAGACCCUGAUCACACACAUCCAGGCAUUCCAAGGAGAGACGUUUGUUUCCAAGCCCUGGAAAGGGAUUUAUUUUAUUUGUGCUGGAGUCUUUUGAUUUUUUUUUUUUUUUCCCCUUUCUUUGAUUUACCGGUGGCCAAUUGGCUUAGUUUGAUGCUUCACAUAGAUUUUAACACCUGUACUGAGUUCCUGAGUCUAACCUUCUGAUCUAAUCUGGCUGCUACAGACACAACACCUUCUCAGAAGGUAAACAGAUUCUCCAAGACACGUGCUCUCUCAUCUCCGCUUCUGAUCUCAGGACAUUCUACUUCUUAACUAAUAUGCAAGGCAGACAUGCGCAUGAUUAACUACUUUAUUGAGAUUAUUUGACUUUAAAAUGUUUGUUGCCCAUCUCCGCCAUUACCUCAAGUAAUCUUAUCUAUUGUAAAACAGGCUUUGAUGUCCUGUCUUUUUUUUUUUUUUCUUCCAGGAUACUGCAUUAAAGUAAAAAAAGAAAAGUUUGCAAAGUGUUGUCUUAAUUUAGCUUAAACUAAAUAAAACCGGUUUCUCAGGUUGUGUAUGGCAUUUGUCACAGAAUAAUCCUUUGGCCUGUAUAUUUUUAAUGUAUGACACUACUUUUUAUUGCAGUGCUCUUACUUAAUCUGUUACAGUAUUUCUGUGUGUGUGUGUGUGCUUUGCAAACCUCACCUUUUGCUGUAUUUCACUGGUUUAGGGCUGUUUUCAAUAAACUGGGAAUUGUAGAGACAUGACAAUGGAACUUGAGAAUGAUACGGAUGAUUAGAUGGAGCAUUUUUAUACUUUUUAGCUAGUUUGGCCCAAAAUUUGAAAUUUCCUGAUUGGUCAAUGAAUUUCUGGUUCCCAGUUUAGUGUAUAAACCCUUCAUGGGAUUGAGAACCUCCAGCUGCUGUAAAGUAAUAAAGUCAAGCUCCUAUUAAGCACAUACAGCAUUCUGUGGGCUCCAGAGUUGUUGGUCUGUAAGAGGUUGCCUGUUAGUGGUGUGUAGCCUGACAACUCUUUGCACACAUACAUUUCUCUCACUGUGUUGCCGCAUGACUGAUGGAUACUUUUUAUGUGUAUGUCUAAGCACACUGAGGUGCUGUCUACACCUGCUUUUCUUUACUUGGUAUGGAGAAUCAUUUUGUAUGUGUUUCAUAUUGUAAAGGACAGAUUGAUUUCUGCUUUCAGCUUGUAUAAACCUGCAGUAAUUUUAGAAUCUGCUUUAUAGAUUGUCCUCGUAUCUGGUCAUAUGAUGUAUGAAGGCCAUGAGAACAGAGUUUAGCAUAUAACUACAAUGAAUUAAUCGUGUGUGUGUGUGUGUACACGCGCAAACACCAGUCUGUGCAUAUCUACAUGUCAUUAUUGUCCAUAAAAGUUCUUUACAUUAAAGUGUUUGUGUUGCAACAUCUUCAUCCAUUAGGUUGACAAUGCUAGCCGGGAUCCGCUGUCUGCUUCUGCUGCUGCUUUACCAGGUCCUGCUGAGUGGCUGCACGGGUCUGAUUCCAGAGAUAGGAAGGAAGAGGUACGCAGAGUCAGGUUGGGCAUCUCCCCAGCAGUCAAUGGGCAUCAUCAACCAGUUCGAGCUACGUUUGCUCAAUAUGUUUGGUUUGAAGAGGCGUCCAACACCUGGCAAGAACAUUGUGAUCCCCCAACACAUGCUGGAUUUGUACCAUAUGCAUUCAAACCACCUAGAUGAGGAUCAGGACAAGCCUCCCAUGGACCUUCACCGGGAGCGUGUUGCAAGCCAAGCCAACACAGUAAGGAGCUUCCAUCAUGAAGGUAAGAGAGGGUAACCCUCCUCCUCCUCCACUCCCCUCCGGCAUAAAUGUACGCAGUCCUUUCUUGUAGUAUUGUAGCACCGCAAACAACCACCACAGCAAUUGCUACAUAGCAUAUCAUCCUCCUGUAGAUAAAAUGAUAGCAGUUGGGGUAUAAGAAAUAAACUGCAUGAAGUAAAUGUUUUGUUCCUAGAAUCUCUGUAUAUUUCAGUAUAAUUCUUUUAAAUACAGGUUGUGUUAUUUGCUAUUGUCAUGAAAAAAUGUAAUGUAAACGUUUUCACCAUAAAGGAUAUUUUUGAUUGUUUGACCAUGUUACGUGGUAGCUGAUUCGUGCCACUUGCUCAACCAUGAUUGGAAAGACAUUUGUGUGGGUUUUAGAUUUUUUUUUUUUUUAUCAGGCUCUGUAGCAAUGGGAGUUGUAGUCCGGAUCUCAGAUGGCCCAACUCUGGGCGGUCCUAUGACUUGACGUCACAUUUCCUUGUUCGCGUCCCUGUGAGAGAAGCACUCACUCUAAUUAAACUAAUCGCGCUUGAUCACUUAUUUUUGUUUUGUAAAUGAAUUUGCCCUUUGCAGUGCUGAGUAAACUUUCAUGAUGUGUUUGUGGUACGGUUUUCCAAAGCCGGCACUCUUGGCCCUUCUUCGUCUUUCAGACUGUGUCCAAAAUAACAAUUCCCACAGAUAUAUUUCAAGUUUAAUUCUAAAUACAAGAAAAAUCCCCUAAUUUAAAGUUGAUGUGAGGUUGUUUGUCAAAUUUUUAAUCCUUAUCUAAUCCCCGUGAGAUAACAGCAGUAUUAGUAACUGUAUUUGAGGUUUAUUUAUUUUAUUUUUUUCAAUUACUUUUUUUUUUUUUUUGUCUUCUGCAAAACCCUGGAUGGUCUCGAGUGCAUAAACAAAAUAUCCAAACGUAAGCCUGAUAAUAGACUUGCAACAGCUGUCUGCUUGGCUGAUUGUGAUACACUUCUUUUUUUUUUUUUUUUUUGAAAACCGAUGAAUUUUUAUAUAAAGAUGCUGAGAGGCCUUUUCAAAUACAGCCUUUUAUUUUUUUAUUAGGUGCAAAGUAUAUCCAUAAUCUCAAAUGGGAUACAGCCAGGGCAAGUUAUUUUCUAGAUUGUUUUUAUAUAUAUAUAUAUAUAUAUAUAUUUUCAGUUAUUUACAGUGUUUAAAAUAUUGUAAUCAAUUAUAUUUAUUGGAUUUACGAUGUAAUGUUAAACAUUGAAAUUGGCCUCUAUAUUUGAAGCUCUGAGGAGUACAUAUUUCUUCAUGAAUAGCGUUCUAAGUUGUGUGAACAAGGGGCUAUUGAGGAAGCUGUGUAGAGUCUGUAAUCAGCAAAAGCAACAAUAUCGAGGGAUAUUUAGUAUAAAUCUUGACAGAAGUCCAAAAUUCUAUUUUCUUUGCUACUUAAGGUCUGCUGACAUUUACCUAGAUCAAAUAUACAUAUUCUAUGUGUUUGCACUAUGUGUUUUUUUUUUUUUUUGUUUGUUUUUUCUUUCCUGCUUUUUGUUGUGUGCAAGAGGAUUUUAUAUAUAAUCUCACUUUCAUUUAAAAUAAUAAUGAACAAAAUAUGGAACGUGCUGUAAAAUAUAUUUUUAAGAAAGACGUUCAUAUCUUGUUCAUGACACUUUGGGUUCUAUUGACUAAACUGUUGACUGUGUAGAAUUUUUUUUUUAAAGGACAUAAAAAAAAAAAAAGUAGGUCAUAAAAAUUCAGUGGGGGUGAAUAUUCUACAAAUCACCCACUUUUAGUAUAAAAAAUGCAUUUACCAUUUCAUUACACAAUUCCUGGUUAGUAAAUGACCCCAGUGUGUCUCGCAUGCUCUAUUGUCGCUGUUGUAAAUAGCUUAGAAAGGGAGAAAACUUCCUGCCAGGUGUCUCUUGUUUGGUAACAUUGUUGCAAAAUUGUAUUACAAAACAGACCAGUGUGUGUCACCCCAGCAGGGCUAAUAAAGACUGAAUUAGUUCUGAGCUUGACUUGUGCUGGUGUGUGCAACGUCUUCCAGCAAACCAAGAAUUGGUCAACUGAACUCUUUGCAUUGCAAUUUAGUGUAGUACAGUGUGUAUGUAUAUGUGUAUGUAUGUAUAUGUGUGUGUGUGUGUGUGUGUAUAUAUAUAUCGAUCUAUAUUUUUUGUUUUUGUUUUAUUUAUAAGCAGAAACUAGCCAAAACCCUAAGCAGCGUGCCCAAGUAAAAAAACUAACUUGCAAAAACAAAACUCUUGCACUGCUAGCAGUCCAUGUUUUAUCCAUUUCUUGGCACAAUGUAGGCAAAUACUUAGAGCUACACUGUCUCAUGUUUUGGGUUGUUGUGUUUUGUUUUGUUUUUUGCAAUAAAAUAAACUAAUUUUAAGUUGUCCAUCAGAUCCUUAGAGGAAAAACCAUAGUCGAACAAUAUGAGCAAUAGGGGUCUACGGUGUUUCCACUGCACGCAUGAGUUUAUCUGUUGAGAACCUUGCAGGAUCUUUCACAGACCUAUAUUUUGUGCUAUCAAACAAGCACUGGUGUAUGAUGCACUCUCCCCUACCCCAGCGAUGCAAUUUAUCAACACACUACCUGGGAGGACUUGGCAAAAAUGAGGCGACCCCACACAUGCCAGGACUACAUUAACUCCUAAACCACUGGCGUGCUUGCAUACUGUGUUGGGAACGUGUGUACUAGAGUGAUCAUUUGCUCCUAAUCUUUGCAUGCUGCCUAGCUAGCAUAACCAUAAUCCAACACGUGUUUAUAAAAGCAUACUUAUUAUAAUAUUGGUCCCCUCACUUUUUUAAAUUUAAUUACAAUAAUAAUUUGUACAGCUUCAUGUCUGUAUUCUCACUGCUGCCUGAUCCCUCUCCUGUGAAGUCAUCAGCCCUGAUGACAUUUUGUCCAAUCAGGUGAUUCUCGUAGAAAGCAAUGAAGACCUGGUACAUUUGCAGAGAUCACCACGGUAGGCUAAUCAACCUGCUGCUUCUCUAUGUGAAGCAUUGGAUGCACACAGCAUCCAGUGUUGACAUGCUUCGCCUUCUUACACCAGAUGGCAAGUAGAGUAGAUAAUGGAAUCGACUCUACUUGCCAUCUGCAAAAUAUAAAGAGUAGUGCUGGACAGCAUUUAUUCCCCAAAAUCACUUCACUAAAACGCCUGUGUCGUGGUUUUACUUUUAUGUCCCUUCUAUCUUAAUGGUUAUGCUUCUCUCUUUGUCAAUUGUUUUUUUGUUUUUAUUUAUAUUUCUACAGUUUUCUUUCUUGUGCCAGAUCUCAAUAUCAGGACAAACUGCCACUGUGUUCCCUUCUAUCCAUGAUGUUUGUAGUUUGCCCUUUUGUGAAUUUCUUUUUGACUGAUGGAUUGUAGGUGAAUUAGAUCAGCAACGGAAAUAGAAUGCUUAAGCUACACCUAUUGCCCCAUGAGAAAUAGAAGCCACUAUUUUUUCAUGUGUAUACCUGAAUCUAAGGUGAUUUAAAUAAGAGACAAAAUUAUUAAUUUCAAGCAAAACCUACACCGUAUCACUGACGCCUUAAGAUUAAGUAAUUUUAGCACUUCGAUUGUCCCUUUGUGUUAUCAAAACCACACAAUGACCACUUAGUCAAGAAAGCUGAUGAAGCACUAUAUAGACUAUUACUUAUUGUCACAGUUAUAACAUGUUCUGAAACAUGGAUUAACAAUAUAUUUAUUUUAACUUUAAUAAAAUUUAAGCUCUUCCGUAGUCCCAGCAUUGCACAGUGUGCUCUUGUACUUGAUUCCUCAAGAAGCAGGGGUUUGGGAAAUCCCCCUAUAUAUUGUGUGUCUGAUCCUUAAUAUACCCCCAAUGAAAACAUACAUUUAAUUAUGCAUUUUUCCCCAUUGGAAUUAUAUCUAAAAAAUAGCUUGCAAAAUUUGAGAUUUCUUGACUGCAGCCUUCACAAGCGCUCCUCCGUCUAACCCCACCCAGAUUUACUGUUCCUGUCCAAUCACAGACUUACAAAUGCAGCUCAAUGAGAAGUCUUUGCAAGGCAAUUGUCUAGCUUUUGAGUUUAGCUCCAGUGAGCUAACAAACCAGGAAGUAACAGGGCUGCCUGUCUGACAGCAUCUAUGGUACCAUCUAUGGUAUUUUAUAUAUACUUUAUGGGAGCUACAGCUGAAGGUGUUUUAGUAGAUACUGCUGAAAUAUAACACUUGAGUUAGGAAUAUGGUGGUAUUUUUAUUUAAUUAUUUUCCGUUCUAGGAUAAUGGGAUGCUCACAAUCCCAUUAGUGAACUUUGGCCAAGCCUGCAUCAAUGUAACACUAUACAAUGGGGAAGCCUGUUAAUGAGGAAUGGGUAAGAUAGUCCGUUAUCUGGGAUUAGUUGAACACGCUACUAUAUACUAAAUUUUUAAUGUCAUACACAACUUUUUUUGUUGAGUAGAAUUGUUCAGGCACCACUUACAACCUUUAGGAAGUCCUCAAUGAUGAGCCAUCACACUGCAGUAGAGUGGCCAUGCUGUGUAACCCUCCUGAAGGUUUGACAUCAUUGUGAUUACUGAAGGUGGAACUUUGUUCUCCCAUAUGGAGAGAAGUUACCCAUUGCUUGUAGGGACCCAAAUGAAUAACCAUGCAUGCCUAUCUCAUACCUUGGUUUCCAAAUAUCAGAAAUUUCUGAAUAUAAAAAAAAAACGGCCUCCUGAAUAGAACUUUUGAGACAAGAUUCCAUGAGUACCAAACAAGACAUUUUUUGUUCUCCACUAAACGAAUCAUACUGCAUCUUGUCUUCGCAUUUAUGGGAUGAUGGGACAGUAGAAUGCCUUCUGGGUUAUUGAUUUGGUGCUGACUGAAAAGCUAUGGGUUAGAAAACCAAAAUGCUAAAAUAGAUGACUUUGAAGCCAAGCCAAUCCAGCUAUAAGUGUCACUUGGCUCUUGAGUCCAGUUUUUACUAGAGUCCUCUACUGUGUGUGUGUGUGAUAAAUAUAAUAUUUUAUACUGCUUUUUAUUUCAUAAAUGCUCCAUUCCAAUUGUUUGUGUAUAAUAAUAGUAUGAAAAGUGUGAAGAACAUCUCAUAAGCAUUAAUCAGUAUUGGCAUGAGUCACACGGCUUUUAGUAUGAAUUGACUUUACAGUGCCAAACCGUGUUUAUAGAAUAAUUUAUUUAAUAUGCCUUUUGAUAUAAUUGGGACCCAUCAGCUGAGAGAUUGCCACCCACUCAGUGACCGCGAUUUUAUCUACUAGACAGAGGAUACGGAACAACACAAAAAAUGGAGGCGAAAUGGCAGCUUAUGAGAACUUUUUAUUGGGCUGGUUUAAAACAGGAGAACUCAAACUGGCACUGGAAAUAUAUUUUAUUGCCAUUGCCUUAUAUGUAAUGGAUUAUCAGCUCCUCCUGCCUAUCCUUUAAAUUAUGUAAUACUCCAUACUCCUUGGCAACCAGCAUGAGGGACACUAACCAAUUUUUGGAGUUUGCGGUUUUCCAACAUUGCCUCCAUCUAAACAAGUUCCUGGUAAUUUCAAAAAGAAAUUUGUAGAAAACCAUGGUGCUCUCAUUAGAAUACAUUUGUAGACAUGUCUAAUGGUGUGUUUUCAAGGCAAUAGUCUUUGUUUUCUUUUUCUUUUUUUUUUUCUUUUUUUUGUUGUUAGUUUGUUUUUACAUUUUUAAUUUUCUUUUGAUUCCACCCCUCUAACAAUCUUCUAUUGUGACUUUAUCAGAAAUUGGACUUUUAAGGUGGACUUGGAUCCAGGCAACAUAUUGACUUAAAGAAGGAAAAACAAUUGAACAGAGAAAAAAAAUUAAAUCCUUAUUUUUCAUGAUAUGUGAUUUCUCUAAAUCCAAUGUGCCCUCUAGUGGUGAUCAUCUGUUCUUGGUUGAGAGAAGUACGGACAGAAAAAACUGUACAGAUAGAGUGGAAGUUGGUAAUGAACGUGAACUUACUGGAGGAUAACAACCUGUUGAAUGAAUUAAACACAAACUCACAACAAAUUUCAACUAGUAUAGAAAAGCUCCCAUGUUGGCUUAAAAGAUACAGUAGAAAGUAAGGAUACUAGAUCCUAAACAUACCCAGAAAUUCCUCGUGAGAGAGCUAUGAUUUUGAAACCCAUAGUCUGGCUGAAGGGAUAUCCAGGAAAAGUGCUACCCCCAAUGUAAAAGUGGGGCAUUCGUUAUUAAACCGUAAACUGAUAAACUUCAAAAAAACUAAACAAAGUAGUAGAUAAUAGAAAUCCAAAAAAUGCUGUAUCAAAAGUAUCCAGGAAAAGUGCUGCCCCUAGUUAUAACGUGUACCUAAGCUGUGAACUGAUAAAAAUAAAAACUAGGGGCAGCGCUUUUCCUAAAUACUUUUAAUACAGCAUUUUUUGGAUUUCUAUUAUCUACUACUUUGUUUAGUUUUUUUUUUUGUUUUUUUUUUAAAAGUUUAUCAGUUUAGUAACCAGUGCCUCCCUUUUACAUUGGGGGUAGCACUUUUCCUGGAUAUCCCUUCAGCCAAACUACGAGUUUCAAUAUCUGUUCUUGGUUUUCUGAUAAGCAUUUGGAUUCACCUUUUUCGGAACACGGGCAUUUUAAAUUUCAUAUGGUUGGGGUAGUCUACUGGAUUUCUCGUGGACGAAAUGUGAUUGGGUUUUCUAAUGUAAAUAUCCCUUACAUGAUGUAAGUUUAUGAACUGCAUCCUUUGGGUGGGGGGUAUGUAUUUGUGUAUUUUUGCUAUUCAAAGAGGGAGGUACAUGGUGUUAUUCAAACUUCACUUUAAAAAACAAAACAAAAAACAAUUUUAUAUGUGAAAUUUUAAGUUUGUUUGUGAACAAUAAAUUGACAUUCGUAGAAAGGAUAAUCCUUAUCUCUCUUAUAACCCUGCCAAUUUCUACAUCUCCUCCUUUUGUGAGACAUUGCAAUGUUCGGUGACUUUUUCCAGAUUGUUAAAUGGGAGGAAUGUAUAUGUUUGAAAGCACAGCAUGUGGAGAAACCACAUCUUACUGAGUGAUACGUUGUAUAGAAUGAAAUGUUCAGGGAUUCCCAUCAACCUUGAAGUGCUUAUGUUGAACCGAAUAAUAUAUCUUUCUCAUAGUUGGUUAUUCAAGUGUAUUCUGGGCUAUAUUGUUUCCAGUAGGCAUUGAGAUAUUGUAUUCAGGUAUAUGAUAAAAUAGUAUUAUACGUAACUGCUUUAUGUUGCACAUAUUUUCUAAUAAUAUCAACACUUUGGCCUUUCCUGCUGGUUUUACUGUCUGUUUUGGUUAGCACUUUUGUUUGUUCUGUGUUUGUUGUUUUUGUGUGUCAGUGUACGGGGUAGAAACCUUUAUAGAAGCGCUCAAUUUGCUUGAGGUGUGUGUGUGUGUGUGUGUGGGUGGGGUGGGGUGGGGGGGAAAUGACCCACUAUUGUUUAAGAUAAUGGUGAUAAUAACCACUUAACGAGUGUUUAAUCAGUAUAAAGAAUAAUUGUCAUGUAUCAUUGACAGAAAGCUGGGAGGCACUUUUUAUUUGUUACUUUGAAACAUUGAAUAUGGUCUUGUUCGUGCCAAAUGUUGCUCAUCUGACAGACUCAUAGGCAGUUGGAGACUUCUGAAGUCCUUGAUGAGAUCAAUAUGGAUUCAAUUUAGUCCAGCAAGCAUGAAGCUAAAACUUCUAGGUUUAAUGAAUUUGUGUCUAGCAAUAAUUUAAAGUUGGAUUUGUCUUCCCAGCUACAUAGAAACCUAGAUUGAAUAGACCCCGGAGAUUCCACCUCUUGUCACAGUCUGCUUACUACGUAACCUCAUGCCUAUUUAUCUUACUCUCUUCUUUUAGGAUAUUUUUAUGUACACCCUUUACUAUUUCCACCAGAUGAUUAUUCCAGGUAUCCCCACACCGAACAUUUCUCCUCUUCCUAAAAUUUUUCCUGUCUGUUUUUAUUUUUUUUCAUAAGUUUUCAAUUUUAUCAUGCAAAAGAAAAUCUUUUCCCACAUGUGACCAGAACCCACCAUAUAUUCUGCACUUUAAUUCUUUUUUGAGCAAGAUGCAGCCCUAUUUCAUAUGUUCAUGUAAGGGUUGCAAGAUCUUUAGAAUUACGCUAAAGACCACUUUAAAGAAAACACCAUAGCCUGUAAAAGUCUCCUUUCACAUAGACUGCUUGAAGCCCCUGGGAAAACUCCACAACCACUACAAAAAACCAUGUGAUGCAGGUGUAGACAUACCUUGUUUAAGUCAGGAAGAGCGGUGUAGCUACUAACUUUUUUUGUUUGUGGAUAAUUAUUAAUUUUUUAAUCCAGUCAUUGUACAUCCAUGGUGAUUACUAAAAACUGAGGAGUUUGCCUUAAAGUGACACUCUAGUUAUGGUGUCUGGAGUGCCUGUGCCAUUCCCCUUUUCAUUGUUAAAACAUUUCCAAACAGUUUGAGAUUACAACUUGAGUGUACUCCCUUUUGGGUUUUUUUUAAACUGCAGAGGUACAUCUGAUGCAAAGGGGAUAUGGACUGGAUAAUCCAUUCCAUGUAUAUAUAAAACACUUUGUAUCUAGUUCAUUAAAGACAUAACUUAUUAAUUUUUUUUGAUAAUUAUGUAGUUUUUAUGAUUUUCUGUGCUGAGUUCACAUCCUCAUCAUUCAAACCGGGCUAAAGAAAACUGUGGCAAUCAAAUGUCCAAUUCCUUUCCUUUCCUUUCCCUGGCUUGAAACCUUGGUUUUUUUACUCUAAUCGACAAAACACCAAAAAAGGUUGCAAUAAAAUGUUUCCAUGUUUUGUGGACUCUCCUACAAAAAUAUUGGGAGCCAUGUGCACUGGUCCGUGCACAUUUUGUUUUAUUUUUGUGGCAGAAGGAAAUUCUCUAAAUUGUGAUGCUUUUAAAAUUAGGCUCUGAUUAUGAAAAUGAAAACCGCCCUAGAACUCCCUGUGACCUCAUUUAUCUGCAGAAUUCAAAUAAACAAAUAUGUGAAGGAGCAGGAGGGGGUGGGAACUCAUUGCCACAUUCUGCAGACUUCUGUUGCAUGUUCCAAGUAGCUCACAGGAAGACUGUUUAAACACACUUCUAUCACAUGCACUGUUAAUUCCUCUGCUUCUCGUGCUAUUUGGCUUUCUGUUACUUUUUUUUUUUUUUUUUUUUACUUUUCAGAGAUACUAAGGCCAUGAUUCAUAGAUGGUGUUUUAAGAAUAAAAUACAUUAAAUCAGAACAAUUGUAUUUCCCAGAGGGUAGCUCAGUUUUUAUUUAUUUUACUUUCUCACUAUGGUUUAUCUGGUUGGGGAGACAUAGAACAGUAUAAAAUAAAUAAUAAAUGGAAAACGUUCUAUCUGAGCUAUGAACUGGGGUCUGAGGUUAGACAGCCAUUUUUAUUUUUAUUUUUUUAUUUUUUUUGUAACAAUCCACCUCCCUCUUUGAUUUGUAGUUCUGCUCAAGUGUGUAAAGAAAAUGUGGAUCCUUACUUCUUCUGUUUUUAGAGCAAGAUCAAUUUUACAAGCGGUGGGGAAAAAAAGAAAUGCUGUUUGUUUUUUUUUAAAUAAAUGUCUUUAUUUUUCCUCUUUAAAUACUCCCCAUCUUUAUUUCAAACCACUGCAUUGUUUAUCAUUUUAAAACCCUAAUAAGUCUUAUUUAUUUGAUUUAUACAAUAACCUCUCAUACCUCCCAACUCUGGGUUCAUGAGAAGCGGGAUGUCUGUUUAGCGGCAGGUAAAUGGGGCAGGACUUUGAUGUGAUCGUGUCAUUCACUCUGCCGAAAGGGGUUAGACAUGCCUGAAUUACUGGCAGGUCAGACUGAUCUGAAUGCAAGCCAGAGCCAGUCUGCCUGCCAAUCAUGUAAAGCCAGCCCACCGAGGACCCUGCAGAGUGCGCUUUGCAAGGUGCAAGUACCAUGAACAUAAUUCAAGUGUGUCUAAUGAUGCACCCGCACUAUCCUUGUUGGGGACAGAAAAUUUGGAAUGCCCUACAGAACUCUGGAUGGUUGGGAGGAAUGCAUUUGCUGCAGCUUCUGCGAUAGGGUCACAAGACAUGCAAGUACAAGGGUGGUCCACCCAAGGAAGUCAGUGUGCCAUUAAUUGGUGAUGGGCCCAUUUAAAAAUAGUAGCUUGUCAGGGCUUAGUCAUACAACCAUUAAUUAUGAGAAGUUUGCUACUUUAUACAGCAAUUUUUUACGCCAUAAUAGCCAAUGAGGAAAAUGCUCCAUCUGGACAAUACUGCUCUACAUCUAGCAAAUUCCUGGCAAUUCCAGCUUUAAUAAAUAAUUCUGUUUUUGAUGGCUUUUAACACUUUACAGUUACCUGGCAUUCUAAAAUAAUUUCCUCCUAAAUGCAAAGUUUCUGCAUAUUAAUGUUUAGGAGUGAAAACUGCUUAAUGAAGUGCAUGACUACAUGCUGCUCCAGUGCAAUUAAAUGGAUUAAAGAAAUGCUCAAAAACAGCUUGCAAAUACCUGACCAGAUUUUAAUAAAUGUAUGUGACUUUGCAUACAUAUACCUAAAGUCCUGGAUUCGACAAGACAGUCCUAGUUUAGAGCUGAUGUCCUCUACCUGUGCACACCAGAGAAAUGGCUACCAUAAGCACACCAUGAUUGUAUCAUUAGCCUUACUUGAGUUGUGCAAAUUAAACUACAAUACUCUAGUUAUGGGAGCCUCCAUAUGGAAGGCCAGCACUGUUUCUGAUGGGCAUAGAUGCCCGACUGAAGUUACUUUUUCAGAUACGACCCAUUGAUUAUUAUUUUAUUGGCUAUGACUUUUGUCUGGCAUUUUACCAGUUACUCACAGUUCGUGACAUGCCUCUUCCGAUCUUCUCCACCUGUGCAUACCUCCCCAAGUUGAGUAGUCUAUUAGAAUAACUUUAAUGAUUCCCGAGCUAGAAUAUUUACUUAGAUCUUAGUUACAUACUGUCAAAAGUUCCCAUUUUACUCCAGGGCUGUAAUUGUUCCACCUAAUAAGUACUUGUCGAGAGAACGAUUAUUGAUAAAAGGUUCUGUUCAGAUGUGCUUUGUGUUUUCUUUUACGUAUGAAAGUAACUCUUCUCUAAUAAAUAGUCUCAAUAUGUGAUUCAUUGCUUUGGUGUCAAAGGUUUACGGAGACUUGAAAGUGAAGUUUAAUCAUUCUAUACCUAGAGCCAAAAGAUACAUUUAUGGGCUCAUAACACUUCUCUUUGAUAGAGCAUUUUUGGUGGGACUCUGAAUGGUACUUUAAAGCAAUGCUUUUUAUUAGAAUUUUUCCUUUGCUAUGAAUGGCUACAUCAUAUGAUGGGCUAAAGAAAAUCAGUAAAGCAUCAUAAAUAGAUGAUAAACACUCCAUGUGUGACAUCAUAGUAUCCUUUUACUACCAUGUCCAGUAGAUGCCAACAAUACUUUGCAAAUGGAAAAAUAACAAUUUUAUAAUAUUCUGCUGGCAUUCUAAAUGCUCCAGCACAGGGGCCCACAAGGGAGUUUAAUGUAAUAAAUUCCUGCGGGGGAGAUGGCAAUAUCUCCUACAACAGGAAGGCAUUUAAAAUCUGCACUGUAUAGGGCCCUUUACACAUGUGCAUUGCCAGCUCUUCAUAUAGUUCUUGGGAGAGCUAGAAGGUUGUGACGUGCUAUCAGUUUUUCCCGGUUCACAGGAAGUCACAUUGAAGUGUGCCACCCUUCUUCCCUUUCCUAAAGGCUAGGGAAACAGGAAGUAACUAGAAACAUGUGUAAUUCAGAAAAUCUGUGACUGUGUGUGUGUGUGUGUGUAUGUUCAUGUGUUUAUCUGUAUGAGUGUGGGUCAAUGAGCCAUUAAGUGACUGGUCAGUGGUUUUCUAAGGGAUAACAAACAUUUUUAUGGUGUGUCUGACUGUGUAACAGGGGUUUGGCAACCUUUGGCACAGCAGGUAUUGUGGACUACAUCUCCCAUAAUGCUGGCAAAACAUCAGGGGAAAUGUAAUCUACAACAUCUAAAGUAACAAACGUUGCCUACCCCUGGUAUAUACAGUAUAUGUAAAGUAUUAAUAUAGAUCUAUGUCCGAUGAAUCAUAAUAAUAUCCUAAUUUUAGUCGUGUGCCCUUAAAUAGUGUUUGUAAUAUUAAUUUGGAAAUGUCUCUUAUUCGCUGCAGUAGUAAUAGUAAAUGCAGUAUCCGCUUUCUUUCUGUACUAACUGCACAUUAUGUCUUCUCUGUGUUUCCAAUACCCAAUUUACUCAUUAUUGGAACCACCUGGAAUACGUGUUAUACUACUGAAACCAAGAUCAGAGCAAGAGAUUCCUACAUAUGUUGUUUGUGCUGUAAACAAAAUUCUGAAGCAAUAUACAGACCAGACCCUUCUUGUUCUGACUUGCUGUAUAAUGUAUUCAGUGAGGGAAACAGAUGUGACAGGUUUUCUAAAAAUAUAUUUUGUCUUUGUGAGCAGUACUCUAAAAAUAUAACUUCUUCUUUUUUUUUUUUUUCUUUUUUUUUUGAAACCAGAAUAUACUUUUAAUCUAUAACAUUGAAAACUCGAUCUUUGCUUAUUUUUGUCUCCCUUUGCAUAUUCAGACCAGAUUUUAUAAAAACGACAUUAAAAAAAUAAUAAAAAAAAUAUAUAUAAUGUGUGUGUGUGUGUAUGUAUGCCUUGCAAAUGGUUGAUAACAGUCUAUAACCACACAUAAAAAGAAUAAGAAAUGGUAAAAGUGCUAUAUAUAUAUAUAUAUAUAUAUAUAUAUAUAUAUAUAAUUAAUUUAUGUAUUUAUCUUUUUAUCGAAAUAAACAUGGUAAUUGGCAACCACAAAAAUUCCUGAAAGGGACACUGUAAGCACUAUAAACAUUUAAUCUAAUUAAAUUGGUUAGAGUGCCUGGAAUCUACUGGCCCUAUCACUCCAAUUCAGUGUUCAAAAGCAAACCUUUUUUAUAAUGGUGCAUGCUUAUAUUUAUUUAUCCAUUUUUCCCCCCCCCUUAUUUGUUAAUAUUGCAAUGUAAUACUCAUAUUUUGUUUCUUCUUUUCUUGACUCAGAGUCCAUGGAAGAGCUUCCCGAAUCCAAUGAAAGAGCCGUACAGCGCUUCUACUUUAAUUUGACUUCAUUUCCUAGUGAGGAGCUGAUCACGUCAGCCGAACUACGGAUAUUUCGAGAGCAGAUCCAAGAGCCAUUUGAGAAUGAUACGAGCAAGCUUCAUCGGAUUAAUAUUUAUGAUAUAGUAAAGCCAGCAGCAGCUACCUCUAGGGGCCCUGUUGCAAGACUAUUGGACACGAGGUUGAUACAUCACAAUGUAAGCAAAUGGGAAACCUUUGAUGUUACACCAGCCAUUAUAAGAUGGAUUGCACAUAGACAGCCUAACUAUGGACUUGUUGUGGAAGUGACUCCUUUGGACAAUGACAAAAACCUUCCUAAGAGGCAUGUGAGGAUUAGCAGAUCAUUAGCUCCAGAUAAAGACAACUGGUCUCAGAUAAGGCCACUGUUAGUAACUUAUGGACAUGAUGGGAAAGGACAUCCCCUUCAUAAGAGAGAAAAGCGACAGGCAAAGCAACGGCAGAGGAAACGUCUUAAGUCAAGCUGUCGGAGACAUCCGUUAUAUGUGGACUUUAGUGAUGUUGGCUGGAAUGAUUGGAUUGUUGCACCACCUGGCUACCAUGCCUUUUACUGCCACGGAGAAUGCCCCUUCCCACUGGCAGAUCAUUUAAACUCCACCAACCAUGCUAUUGUACAGACAUUGGUAAAUUCUGUUAAUUCAAACAUACCGAAAGCUUGCUGCGUACCUACGGAACUAAGUGCUAUCUCCAUGCUCUAUCUUGAUGAGAAUGAAAAAGUUGUAUUAAAGAAUUAUCAAGACAUGGUUGUGGAAGGUUGUGGUUGUCGUUAGGAGAACUUUGAACAUACAUUCACAAAAGAAAAAGCAAAAAAACACAAAACAAAGAAAGGACACUUUAAGAUUUCCCAUUGGAGAUUUUGUUUUUUAAUUUAUGCAAUAAAAAUGCUAAAAAACAGUUAUUUUGAAAUAUAAAUAUAUAUAUAUAUUUAUGUCUACAAAAAGUUGAGAACAAAUAUUUUAAUCAGAGAAAUGUUCCUUUUUAGUUGUACAUUUUAUAUGGGGAUUAUACCCAGCACAUGAAGUAUAAUGGUCAGAUUCUUAUUUUGUAUUUAUUUACCAUUAUAACCACUUUUGUUUUUCUAGAAAUGAAAUAGCUGUUUUUUGUAUUUAUAUGUAAUCAAAAGGAAAAAAAAAUAUAGGGUUUGUAAAUAUAUAUUUUUUUUUUUCUCAAUUCUUAAAGCAGAUUCAUUGUGUGUGUAUUUAAGUUGAACGUAACACAUGGAAAGUCAGUAUUGCAGUGUAUUUUUUUACUUUCUAAAUGGCUACUGUCUGUUUUUUAGAUCCGUGAGAUAUUGGGUCAUUCAUCCUAGUAACUCUCUGUAAUAUUGUAUUGUGCAACUCUCAGGCAUUAUACAGUGUGGUCUGUGAAAAUUUUUAAUAACUUUUUUUACAACCUUAACAAAUUUUACAACUCUCGCCAUCAUAAUUGCUGACUUUUUUUUUUUUCUUUUUUUUUAAUAUACAAAUCCCGCAAUUAUUGCGCUAAUUGUUACAAAAUGUGCAUGUUGGCCAAAAGGAUGGAAAAGAAAGUCCAAAUAAAGUGUUACAGCAUGCAAAUAUUUGUAUGUUGGAGAAGAAAUUUGAAAUCCGUUUAAUAAAAGCUGGCUCUAAUAUUGGAUGGGAGUCGUUCUUUACAACAAAAUAUGCUCCGAACUAUUUUUAAAAGAUUUUUAAAGUAAAUUAUUUAAGUAAACUUUGAAUGCCAUUACACUUAAUGUGGCUUAAUCUACAUUCCCUUCUCUUCAUUGCUUUCAGUCUGCAUUUUCCUCUAUUUGGCUAAACCUAUCAUCUUGUAUUCUAGUCACGUGCUGCUCCAAUAUAGUAUUUUUUUUAUUUUUAUUUUAUCUCCCCACCCCUCCCUUUUCUGUGCCACUAUAGCAAUCUUGGUGUGAGUGUGUUUUCAUGGGGAAGAUUUGGGUGCGUUUUUGGAAUGUCAAAACAGAGUUGAUCAAUAAAUGGUAAAGCUAUGACUUCAUCCAGUUUUUCUAAAGUAAUAAUAUGUGUCUGGCUCUUCUGUUCUAAACAUCUGUUUGUUUAAAAUAAACCACAAAAAUGGUUUUUCAAUUAGAA
This is a messenger RNA of Pelobates cultripes (western spadefoot toad), 18499 nucleotides long. Lineage: Eukaryota; Metazoa; Chordata; Amphibia; Anura; Pelobatidae. The record is from the annotation of a GenBank genome assembly.